GACAUAGAGCUGAACAAGGUGCUGCAUAUGGAAACUAUCCAGUCAAAUGAAACCAAGGGCAGCAACCAUAUGGAGCUUGAAGGACUCAAGAGGACACUGCAAAUAUGCGAGGCUAAUGGCCUCGAGAUUCCAACUCUUGUGACUGACCGUCAUUCUCAGAUAAAAGCAUUUACAUCAAAGGAGACCUGCAUAGGGCACAGCUUUGAUUGCUGGCAUGUUGCCAAGGUGCUCAAAAAGAAGCUGAGAGCAGCAGCGAAGCUCAAGAAGUUUCAGGAGCUGACUCUAUGGAUUCCUGCUGUCAUCAACCACCUGUAUUGGUGGGCUCUGUCAAGUGGGGCGCAACCUGAGCUAAUUCUUGUGAAGUGGUGCUCCCUUGUCCGUCAUGUCGUGGACAUUCACGUACAUGAUGAAAGCCUUUAUCCAAGGUGCGAGCAUCAGCCAUUGCCUAAGAAGUGGUGGCUGGAAGAAGGAUUACUAGCGCACCAGAAACUGAAAACCAUCAUCCUAAACAAGGCUUUGCUGAAACACAUUCCUCGACUAUCCACGAGCACACAAACAUUUGUUGAAUGCUUUCACUGCACCAUCACUCAGUUCUCACCGAAAAAUACCCAUUUUGGGUAUUCAAGCAUGGUAGCCAGAACACGCCUUGCCGCACUUCACUAUUAUGAAAAUAGUGCAAGGCAGCAAGCAAUCACUGACAAUGGGACAAAGAGGUGGCUAGUGAAAUACCCGAAGGCAAAAAAGGCUGCAGUUGUCCCACCAGUGAAAGAAUCUUGCAGAUACGGUACACGGUUUGCAUGUUUUUGCAAACACAUUACCAUUUACUGUGCUUUCUUCCGGGCUAUGUGA
This is a messenger RNA of Dermacentor albipictus, 849 nucleotides long. RefSeq lists its product as uncharacterized. The record is from RefSeq and is a predicted model, not a curated record. NCBI's taxonomy places the organism in Eukaryota, Metazoa, Arthropoda, Arachnida, Ixodida, Ixodidae.